GCGAGGUCGGCUGGGCUCUCGCUGCGCGGAGGUGCCGUGCGGAGCCCGGAACUGCGCGCGCGCGCUCUGCGUGCGACUCUGGGACAGCAGGGCGCACGGGGCCCUGCGAGCGGUGCGGGCGUGAGCGCGCCGUCCGGCCCGGGGGCUGCAGCUGGGCGCUCCGAGCCGAGAGGAGGAUGCCUUCGGGCGCACAGCUCAGGCUGCGAGGCUGAGCGCCUGCCUUGCAGCGGCGGCGGCGGCGGCGCUGCCCUCGGCGUGCAGCGGCGGCGGCGGCACUUGGCGUGCUCUAGGGCUCGGGAGCCGGCCCGGAGCGCGGCCGGAGGACGGAGAGUGCCCGCUGAGCACCCCUGGCCUGGAUCCGUGGGGUUCGCAGCGAGCACGGGCCGGUCGGCCCGGAUGGGCACGGGGCUCGCGGCCCCCUCCUGGCUCUGCGGAGCGGCCCGGGCACCGGGGACCCGCUGAGCGCCGGAGCCGCAGCCGCGGAGCCAACUUGUGCCGGCGGCCAUGCCCCGGCGCGGAGCCUAGAGCCCAGCGGAGCCCCCCGGGCCCUCGCAGCCCCCGCGCCGGGAGUUCGCAGCGCGCUCCAGACAAGAUGGCGCGGCCGGUCCGGGGCGCACUCGGGGCCCCGCGCCGCUCGCCUUGCCUUCUCCUGGGGCUGCUGCUGCUGCUGCUUCUGCCGGAGCCGGCCACGGCCACGGCCACGGCCGGCCCGCGAUCGCCCUGCCCGGCCGCCUGCACUUGCCUUGGGGACUCGCUGGACUGCGGCGGGCGCGGGUUAGCGGCGCUGCCCGGAGACCUGCCCGCCUGGACGCGGAGCCUAAACCUGAGUUACAACAGACUUUCUGAGAUUGACCCUGCUGGUUUUGAGGACUUGCCAAAUCUACAGGAAGUGUACCUCAAUAACAAUGAGUUGACAGCCAUACCAUCCCUGGGUGCUGCUUCAUCUCACAUUGUCUCUCUCUUUCUGCAACACAAUAAGAUUCGCAGUGUGGAGGGGAGUCAGCUGAAGGCUUACCUCUCCUUGGAAGUGCUGGAUCUGAGUGCCAACAAUAUCACGGAGAUCCGGAGCGCCUGCUUCCCCCUCGGGCUGCCCAUCAAGGAGCUCAACCUGGCCAGCAACCGGAUCGGCACCCUGGAGUCGGGAGCAUUUGAUGGUCUGUCACGGUCGCUGCUAACGCUUCGCCUGAGCAAAAACAGGAUCACCCAGCUUCCUGUGAAAGCAUUCAAGUUACCCAGGCUGACACAACUGGACCUCAAUCGGAAUCGGAUUCGGCUGAUCGAGGGCCUGACGUUCCAGGGGCUCGACAGUUUGGAGGUGCUGAAGCUUCAGCGAAACAACAUCAGCAAGCUGACGGACGGGGCUUUCUGGGGGCUGUCCAAGAUGCAUGUGCUGCACCUGGAGUACAACAGCCUGGUGGAAGUGAACAGCGGCUCGCUCUAUGGGCUCACGGCCCUGCACCAGCUCCACCUCAGCAACAACUCCAUCUCUCGCAUUAACCGCGACGGCUGGAGCUUCUGCCAGAAGCUGCACGAGUUGAUUCUGUCCUUCAACAAUCUCACCCGGCUGGAUGAGGAGAGCCUGGCCGACCUGAGUAGCUUGAGCAUCCUGCGCCUCAGCCACAAUUCCAUCAGCCACAUCGCAGAAGGCGCCUUCAAGGGACUCAAAAACCUGCGCGUCUUGGAUCUGGACCAUAACGACAUUUCGGGCACCAUAGAGGACACCACUGGUGCUUUCACAGGGCUUGACAGCCUCAGCAAGCUAACUCUGUUUGGAAACAAGAUCAAGUCCGUGGCUAAGAGAGCAUUCUCAGGGCUGGAAGGCCUGGAGCACCUGAAUCUUGGUGAGAAUGCAAUUAGAUCUGUCCAGUUUGAUGCCUUUGUGAAGAUGAAGAAUCUUAAAGAGCUCCAUAUCAGCAGUGACAGCUUCCUGUGCGACUGCCAGCUGAAGUGGCUGCCCCCAUGGUUACUGAGCAGGAUGCUGCAGACCUUUGUGACAGCCACCUGUGCCCACCCAGAAUCACUGAAGGGCCAGAGCAUCUUCUCUGUGCCGCCAGAGAGUUUCGUGUGUGAUGACUUACCAAAGCCACAGAUCAUCACCCAGCCAGAGACGACCAUAGCUGUGGUGGGAAAGGACAUCCGGUUCACGUGCUCAGCCGCCAGCAGCAGCAGCUCCCCUAUGACCUUUGCCUGGAAGAAGGACAAUGAGGUCCUGGCCAAUGCUGACAUGGAGAAUUUCGCCCAUGUCCGUGCACAGGAUGGGGAGGUGAUGGAAUACACCACCAUUCUGCACCUCCGUCGUGUCACUUUCGGGCAUGAGGGCCGCUACCAAUGUGUCAUCACCAACCACUUUGGCUCCACCUACUCACACAAGGCCAGGCUCACUGUGAAUGUGUUGCCAUCAUUCACCAAAAUGCCCCAUGACAUCGCCAUCCGAACUGGCACCAUGGCCCGCCUCGAAUGUGCUGCCACUGGCCACCCUAACCCCCAGAUUGCCUGGCAGAAGGAUGGAGGCACAGAUUUCCCUGCUGCUCGUGAGCGACGCAUGCAUGUCAUGCCAGACGACGAUGUGUUUUUCAUCACUGAUGUGAAAAUAGAUGACAUGGGGGUUUAUAGCUGUACCGCCCAGAACUUGGCCGGCUCCAUUUCAGCUAACGCCACCCUGACUGUCUUAGAAACCCCGUCCUUGGUGGUUCCCUUGGAAGACCGUGUGGUAUCUGUGGGAGAAACGGUGGCUCUCCAGUGCAAAGCGACCGGGAGCCCCCCACCCCGCAUCACCUGGCUCAAGGGGGACCACCCUCUGAGUCUCACGGAGCGGCACCACUUUACCCCCGGCAACCAGCUGCUCGUUGUUCAGAACGUGGUGGCAGAGGAUGCAGGGCGAUAUACUUGCGAGAUGUCCAACGCCCUGGGCACAGAGCGAGCUCACAGCCAGCUGAGCAUCUUGCCUACCCCUGGCUGCAGGAAGGACGGGACCACCGUGGGCAUCUUCACCAUCGCCGUGGUGUGCAGUAUUGUCCUGACGUCCCUGGUGUGGGUGUGCAUCAUCUACCAGACCAGGAAGAAGAGUGAGGAGUACAGUGUCACUAACACAGAUGAAACCAUCGUGCCACCGGAUGUUCCGAGCUACCUUUCUUCUCAGGGGACCCUUUCUGACCGACAGGAAACUGUGGUCAGGACUGAGGGUGGCCAUCAGGCCAAUGGGCACAUUGAGAGCAAUGGUAUUUGCCCGAGAGAUGCCAGCCUCUUUCCAGAGGUGGAUGCUCAUGGCAUUACGUGUAGGCCGCCAAAGCUCUGUGUCGGCUAUAAUAAGGAGCCAUGGAAAGUGAUGGAGAAAGCCGAUGGGAUGCGUGGUCCACAGAAGAUGGAGCCCAGUGGCCCGGCUGUAUGCGGUGACUGCAACACUGAGAUGGACAGUUACUCCAAGGAACAAGCCUUCUGUCCUCAGCCUGUGUCCAGAGACAGUACACAGCCAGGUACACUAAGCAGCCAGGAGCCCAGUCGGAGUGAGCGAGAACAUUCUCCACAUCAGCUGAACAGUGGGACCAUUGAUGGGUCCCACACCAACUGCAGGGGGUCCCUCUACCCCAGUAACCACGAUAGAAUGCUGACAUCCUUGAAGAAAAAGCCAGGGGCACCUCUAGAUGGGCAAGGGGCCUCCUCUUGGACUUUAUCAAGGCUGUGUGAGCCAGACACCAUAGACCUCCAGCCUUCCUCUACGUUAACUCCAGGCAGUCCUGAGCUCACAGAAGCCUCCUCAGCCUUUCCUCCUGUCCCCAGUGAGAGCCAGCACUUGCUUCUUUCCAACGGACACUUCCCCAAAGCAUGUGACUCCAGUCCUGAGUCCACACCACUGACAGGACAGCUCCCCGGGAAACGGAGCGUGCCACUGCUGUUUGCACCGAAAAUCUAGGCUUUGUCUACCUCAGCUCUUGUCGUGUCAAUCUCUACAGGAAAGAGAGGUAGGAGAGGCUGUGAGGAAGCUUGGGUUCAAGCGUCACUGAUUUGUACAUAGUUUUAACUUCCAUGUGGAGUACCAGUAGUUUAAAGGACUUACAGCUGAAGCACAGAAAUGCAAGAGGCUAUUGUGUACAAAAGGCAGAAAAGUAUUUGAUACCAUUGUACAUAAGAGUUUUCAGAGAUUGCAUAUAUAUUAUUAUAUAUCUUUUACAGAGGCUAUUUUAAUCUUUAGUGCAUGGUUAACAGAAAAAAUCGUACAGUUUUGACAAUAUUAUUUUUCAUAUCAGGUUGCUGUUUAAUUUUGGAAGGGGGGAUAGUUCUGGUGCCUUAAUGCAUGGAUGGAAUUUACAGAAGCUGAAACCACAUUUGUUCCUAGGAGUUUCUGGGGGGUGGGAAGGAUGGAAAGUCCUUGGAUUUGUAUUGCACUUGGUAGGACAGACCCCUUGGAUGCUUUACAGUCAGAGAUGGCGUUGGCAUUGGAAGUAACUCACGUCAGUACUGCUUGUGUGUGGAUGCUCUUGCAGCGAACCUCCCUGUGGAGCCUAGAGGUGCACGUCAGGCACCUCUGCAGUGAAGGACUUUUUCUCGUCGGUGUAAGUGCUUUCUUUAACAAGCAGAAUGCGCGUUGUUAAUCCACCGUAAGCAGUUGGUCCGAACAAUUAAGCACUGCCUUUCUUCCUUCUAUGAUUCAUGUAUCAUUCGAGAGUCACUUGAGGCUUUUUAAUAAGAUACAGGCUGCUGGUGUUGGUACCUGUGGAUUUUUCAAUAGUGAUGUUUUAGUUCUGCCAAUAUUACUAAUAUUACAUUGGCCUUGGAGGAGAAAAAGGAUCGAGUCCUUGCUUUUCAGGGCUAGCUUAUCUCUACUGAGGAUCCGGAGCAGGCCUGUCCAUGUCCUUCCCUGGCAGAGGGACCCAGGCUUGGACUGUACAAGAUUUCUUAGCCCUUGACCUGGGUUCUGGGUAUAUUUGCACUUUUGAGACCUGCAGCUAACCAUCUUGUGAGUGCCAAUGUGUAUUUCAGGAAAAAUUACAUUGAAACAAAUAAGGUCCUUAAAAUCUCAGAAAGCAAGUUCCUUUAGCUAAAAAGCUGAAGGUGAGUAUUGACAAAAUGGUUACCUAUGUUAAAUUUUACUGUCAAAUCUCAUCACUGUUCUGAAAGGUAAGCACAUUAUUUAGAAUUUUGUCCUCAACAGUUAACUGAUUGUUACUUCCACAAAAUAUGUGAAUUUGCUGCUUCUGAGAGGCAAUGUGAAAGAGGAAGUAUUACUUUUAUGUACAAAGUUAUUUAUUUAUAGAAACUUUGGUACAAUGUACAUUGAAAAACAUGUAAAAUAUUGAAGUGUCUAACAAAUGGCAUUGAAGUGUCUUUAAUAAAGGUUCAUUUAUAAAAUGUUAA
Equus caballus (horse) is the source of this 5352-nucleotide messenger RNA. RefSeq names its product leucine rich repeats and immunoglobulin like domains 1 (gene LRIG1). The record is from RefSeq and is a predicted model, not a curated record. Gene Ontology annotation, molecular function: protein binding. Lineage: Eukaryota; Metazoa; Chordata; Mammalia; Perissodactyla; Equidae.